Molecule: messenger RNA, 2083 nt
Organism: Sphaerulina musiva SO2202
Lineage: Eukaryota; Fungi; Ascomycota; Dothideomycetes; Mycosphaerellales; Mycosphaerellaceae
Exons: 2
Coding region: 430-2067 (545 amino acids)
Source: RefSeq, a predicted model, not a curated record
GAACCAAGGUGGACUAAGGUCUAUAUUAAGCUCAGAGGUCGAAAAGAUUUGAUACGUACGGAGCACUGCUUCCCUGGCGCUCGCGAGCCACCAUGAGCGAAGUGCACAUGAAGAACACCCUUAAAUAUUGCUCGACUUCCAAUUUAACUACAAAGAAUGGCAAUCCGCAGUCCUCAGGUCACGAACGUUUCUUACUCGGGGUUGAUCCUGGGCAAAGUGCAGAAUGUUGUUUCAAGGGACAUUCUUGCAUUUCAUCACCGAAUCCUCUGCGCCUCUUCCUCCCGCUUCCUGCUCUCCCAAGGCAUUGACAAGCCCCAUUUCCUUCCAGACGUUGAGCUUGACCAAAGCUUGCAUAUGGCAUCCGCCAACUGGGUGACACAACACUUCCUGCGGACCCUCCAUGCACAAUAGUGCCUAGACCGUGUAAUCAUGGAGAAUUUCAACAACCCGAAUCCGUUCGCGUGUGAUGCACCACGGGAUCCGGAGGGCCACAACACGGACAGUCACGACCAUGCAUUAUCACCGACUGCGACAGCAAGAGUACGAAGUCGGAGCACGGAUAGCAGGUCGAGUGGCAAGCCCAGCACGAGCAAGCCUGCGCCAAGUUCUGACUCCAUAACUGAACAUCCUCAUCGUGAUAGGUUCAAGACUGCCGUAGACGAUCUACAGACUGGAGUCGUCGACAGGGUCAAAACCGUCGGGCAUAGGCUUCAUCUUGACGGCGUUCACGCCCAUGGAGUCACCAACAUCUUGAAUCCAACUACCAUCCGCAUGGACGUACGCUACCAGAGCGAUUCAAACUCCAGUGACGAUGGCCAGGUACACGAGUCACAGGAAACCUCUCUCCUCUGGCGAGCGCGCGAUAAUCGCAAGGGCAGGAACUCCAUCGCUGUGCCGACAUUGCCUGUCGAUGAUGGCAAUGACGGUUCAAUUUUCCCCGCAAGAUAUACGCCACGAAUGAGUUCGAAACUCAGUGACAUUGCCCACAAUUUAUAUAAAAUGGCGACCACUUUUCCCUACUGGGACAUGAGUUUCUGGUCAGGUUCCUCGUACACGAUCGGAUCCGCGCUCUUCGUAGUAGACGGCGUAUUGGCGUGGGGACCUGUAGCCUUCGGAGAGGAUUUCGUGUCAUCUUCAGCGCAAAAGUAUGGCGGUCCUCUGUCGUUCUUCAUCGGUGCCCUCUUCUACCAAGUAGGCGCUGUCGCCGCAUAUUUGGAAGCAGUCAAUGAUGGCUCAUUCCACGGCUCAGCGAUGCGAAGAUUUCUCGACAGAGAUGAAGAUGGAUCGAAGAAAUUGUUGGACCACAAGAUUCACGACUUCCUCCGCCGUGUCAAACCUCACCGGCCUCAUCAGAAUCCCGACACCAAAAUGCCCGAAGUCGAUCCCGAAGCAGGCUGGAAAACGAAAGAAGAACGUCUCCUUCGCCCCGGCUCGAUCUAUCCCGAUGGGAAACUGCCCGCACCGCGUCGAGGAGGCGUAGAUCUUGGAGGUGACCAGACGACUCCCACCAGUACAUACAACACCUGGAGAUGGUGGCCCACAUGGCGCGCUCUCCGCGAACACCACGUCUACGAAAUCGGCUGGCUCGCCUGCACGAUCCAACUCUUCGGCGUGACAUUAUACGGCGUCACCGCCAUCGUCAUCCUCCCCGGAAUUCUCUCUUCCCUCCAACCCUGGCAAGAACUCGCCGCGUACUGGAUCCCCCAAGUCAUCGCGGCCUUGUGCUUCCUCAUCGCCAGCCUCAUGUUCAUGUUUGAAACGCAAGAAAAAUGGUGGAAACCCGAACCUACCGUCUUGGGCUGGUGGAUCGGAGUCUGGUCGACGGUGGGAAGUAUUGGAUUCGAAUUCAUCGCCUGUUUUGGAAUUAAAGCUUUAGCUAGUCGUGGAAAUGGUGGUGACGAGGGUCAUUGGGCGGAAUAUCAGUCGGAUUUGGCGACGACAUGGGGCAGUUCGUGUUAUUUGAUUGGGAGCUUUUUACAGUGGUAUGAGGCUUUGAAUAAGAAACCUGUUGAGGAGUUGUUUUUGGAGCCGGGGGAGAUGAAGAGUUGUAGGAUACAUCCGAUAUGAUGAUAUUUUUGUGUGC